Marmota flaviventris (yellow-bellied marmot) is the source of this 255-nucleotide messenger RNA. RefSeq names its product myomixer, myoblast fusion factor (gene Mymx). Lineage: Eukaryota; Metazoa; Chordata; Mammalia; Rodentia; Sciuridae. The record is from RefSeq and is a predicted model, not a curated record. Gene Ontology annotation, cellular component: Golgi membrane; plasma membrane; endoplasmic reticulum membrane. Gene Ontology annotation, biological process: myoblast fusion; skeletal muscle organ development.
AUGCCUGCCCCGCUGCUCCCACUGCUGCUGCGAGGACUGCUCUCCCGUCUGCUGCUUCCUGCUGCCCGCCUGGCCCGCCAGCACCUCCUGCCCUUGCUGCAUCGGUUGGCCCGUCGCCUGAGCUCCCAGGAUGUUCGAGAGGCUCUUCUAGGCUGUUUGCUGUUCAUCCUCAGCCAGCGACACCCGCCAGAUGCUGGGGAGACCUCCAGAGUGGACCGCCUGGAGAGAAGGGAGAGGUUAGGCCCCCAGAAGUGA